UAGUCUCGUGAUCACCGGCUUCUUGCACGUUUCUUUAUAAUUAAAAUUCAAUAAUAUUAAUUAAAAAAUAUAAAUAGUAUACAAAAUUUUAGCCAAAUUAUAUUUUCAAUUUUUUAUUUUAAUUAUAUUACAUCAUUGUUAUAAUUAAUCAUUAUAUUUAUAAAUAAAUUAAAUGAAUUUUCAUUUUAUUUUUUUUCUUUCAUUUCACAUGUGCGUGUAAGUUUUAUUUUUGCAUAUUUUAAUCAAGUGAAAAUUCAUUAAAAAUUUUUUUUUUUAAUUACUUUUGAUUUCAUUGAAAUCAUUGAGUUCACAUCAUUAUUUCAAUGGCAUUCUUGGUAUUUUUAAUAUAAUUUUAAUCACACUUAUUGAAUGUCAUUAAUUAAAACCUCGAUAUUCUCGUAACACUGUGAUUAAAAUUUUUCCAUUUUUUUUUUUUUAUUUACAAUACUGUUGACAUGUAUUUUGAUAAUUAGCUUGAAUUUUUUUUAUUUAUUUUUGUAUCUUCUUUGUUGAAUCUGUGCUAUAGUUCAGUGAAUUAAUAUUACCUCCGUGUAGUUUAAACGUGAUUAAAUUUCCAUUGUCUAAAAGGGUGUAGAUUUAAGGACCGAAGGUAAAUGAUAGUGAGAAAACACAAAGCAAAUAUUAUAUAAAAUAUAAACUAAAAUAGUGUAUACAUAUUUCUCAAUGUUUAAUAAUAAAUUAACAAAAUAUAGUAGCUCUUGUAGCUCAUAUAUAAAAUUAAUUAAUUUAUCAUAAAUUUAUUGAGUUUGAGAAUUUUACAUGGAUUGAAAUUUUAUUUGAAAAUUAAUCAUUCUUAUAAAUCCAAGUUAUAACGCGCAUACAUUUUUCAUUUAGUUGGAAAGUUCAAGUACAAAAAUUUCUAUUAUAAUUUUGCUUUUCAUUUUAUCAACGAUAGUAUAAAAUUAUUUGAAAAAAAAUUAAGUAAAAUAUUAUAAUACAAUUUAAAUGAUAAUUAUGUAUACAUGAAACAAUGAGAUUGCUUAUUUUUUUUUUUUUAAAUUUAUUUUAUGUAAGGGGGUUGAAGAAAGUACUUGGAUUAGUGUGAGACAGUAAAAGCCUUAGAGACUAAGUGCAAACGCAUGUAAGGGGAUUUUGCUGUUGCAUUUAAUCCUUUUUGCAAAGUCAAAAACACCAAGUGAGAACUUGGAAGAAUUAUUUUUUUUAUUUCCUGCAAGAGGAUAUUUUAAUUCUCUUCUCAAAUGUACACUUGUGAAAUUAUAAAAAUUAAAAAUCUAAUAUAAUCAUCGAAAUAUUUUAAAAGAAAUUUUUUUAAUUUUAAACUUAAUUAUUUUUUAAAUAUUACAUUUGAGUAUGGAAAAUUUUGAGACAAAGGAAAAUGUUAGGGUAAAUAGAUUGUCGAGAAUAUCAGGAUAUUCUGAGCCAUGUGUUGUGAUUGAUAAUGACAAUGAUCAAAGCGCAUUAUCUGAGUGCAACAUGACAUCAAUUAAUAUCAAUGAUGAUAAUAAUAUUGAAUAUUAUCUUCUUGAUGAUUCACCAAUGGCAAGAUUUGCAAGAAGUGUCAAAUGGUCCUAUCAAAAAUUACCAGUGGGUGGGGGUGGAGCCGUGCUGGUGCUCAGCGAACUCGAGAGCAUGGCAGCAAGACAGCAAAGGGAGAUUGCACAGCAAAGACGUCUCCUUGAACAACGUGAAGCUAGACUUGCCGUGCUACGAAAUGCACAGAAUUUAUUGAAGGAACCAGCACAACAGGAAAGGCUCGCUCGAUUACGACAUCGUUUGGAUCAACAACAGAGUAAACUCAACAGGCUUCGAGUAUUGAGAUCCCAGACAGAUCAGUCUCGAGCCAACAAUGCAACUCUAACAUCUGACUUGGACUGUAUAAGGGCACUGUUCAAUGAAAAAGAAAAAGAACUCUCGCUGGCUGUUGCGAAGGUCGAGGAGUUGACACGACAACUUGAAGAUUUGCGAGGUCGACACAAUGGAAAUGCUGGUGGUCAAGUGCCAUCGGCUGCGAGUGCAGAGCUUGAAAAAUUACGAAGAGAACUCAUGUACCGUAAUAAAAUGAAUGAACAACAAAAUCAAGUUGUAUCACAGCAAAGAUUGGUACUAGCACAAAGACAAGCUGAAAUGACAUCAAUUGAUUCAAGAAUAGCACAAUUACAAGGUAGAUUACAACGUAAACGUGCAUUAAAUCAACGUUUAUUAAGUCAACAAUUAAAUAAUCGUCAAUCAAAUAUAAUACUACCAGGAUAUGAACAAUCAAAUAAACAAAAACAACAAAAACAAUCUCAUCAUCAUCAUAAUCAUCAUCAUCAACAGCAGCAACAACAACAACAACAACAACAGCACCAACAACAACACCAGCAACAACAACAUCAACAUCAACAAAAUCAACGUGAUCAAGAAUUUAAAAAUUUAUCAAAAUUACGACCAGCUGGUAAUGUUGCUGCAAUUGAACCAUACAGUCAUAUACCAAAUGACAAUGAUUUUAAUUUAAAUAAAAAUGAUCCCAAGUAUCAAACAUUACCAUAUAAUACAAAAUUUACUGUUAAUUUAAAACCAAUUGAUGAUGAUUUAAAAAAUAAAAAUAAUAAUAAAAUUCAACACAGUCAAAGUGCAUCACAAAUUGGACAAAGAACAACAUUACAACAAUUGGGACAUCAAAUUGUACAUAGUCAAUCACAAUCUCAUAUACAGGGUCAAUCACAAAUACUUGGUAUUAAUCAAUCAACACAACAACAAUCUCAACAACAACAACAACAAAAUAAUAAUUCACAAAAUUUUACAUCUCAAUCAAAUUUUCAUUCAAAUAGUAAUAACAAUAAUAAUAAUAGUAAUAGUAAUAGUAAUAACAAUGAUAAUAAUAUUGUAAAUAAUAAUAAUAUCAUUAAUAAUAAUUGUAAUAAUAAUAGUAAUAGUAAUACGGGAACAACGAAUUUUGUAAAUGAUAAUCAGGUACAAAAUACAAGACUACAACAAACAACGACAAUACAACAAAAACAACAAUUAACCUCGUCAAAUAUAUCAUCAUCAUUAAAUACAUGUAAUAAAGAUAUACGUCAAUCAAUAACACAAAAUCAUAAUCAUAUUAAUAGAAAUAUACAAAUACAUCAAAAACCAGUAUCAAGUGUUGCACCAAGUUUUUCAGUUAAAUCACCAAUAUAUCAAACAUCAUCAACUAAAAUACAUCCAGUUAUGCCACAAACAUUAAGUAUGAUUGGACGUAAUCAUUCAACAUUACAAAAUCAACAACAAUUAACAUCAACAAAUACACAAACAACAACAGCAACAGCAACAAUAACACCAACGACAACACCAGCUGCAACAACAACAACGACAACACCAGCAACAACAACAUCAACAAUAAAUGAUACAACAAGACAAUUAAAUUAUCAACAACAAGGACAACAAUUAAAUCAAACAUUUAAAAAUAUUACAAGUGGUAAUAAUACAAAUUAUCAAAAUUAUCAAUCACAAAAUAUAAAUCAAAAUCAUGAUAAUCAAAUUGAAAGAUUAAAAUAUAAUAAUGAUUGUAAAAUUAAUCAAGAUAGAUUUGAUAUUAAUAAACAUGAACAAAUGAGAUAUGAUAAUAAUCAAAUUAAAUUAUUUGAUAAUAAUAAAAAUGAACAACAAAGAUAUGAACAACAAUCAUUAAAAUUAGAUACAAAUCAUAUUAAUAAUAAAUUUGAUCAUACACAAUUACCAUAUGGUAUUGGUGGUGGUAAACAUGAUCAUGAUAUACGUAAUAGUAUUAAAUUUGAAUCACAACAACAACAACAACAAUAUAAGCAACAACAAUUUAAACAAACACAAGAACAAAUUAGUAAUAAUAAUAAACAUGAUUGUAAAUUAGAUAAUAUUGGACAAAAAUAUGAUGUUAAUCAAUCAAAUAAACAUGAUCAUGCAACAAAACUUGAACCACCAAUUAAAUUAUCUGAUAAUGAUAGAAAAGCAAUUAAUUUUGUUGAAAAUAAGGCUGAUGAUAAAAUGAAACCAGCAUUACCACCAAAACCUGUCAAGCCUAAUCCACCACCAAGACUCAACAGCCAAGAUAAAUCUGAUUCUUCUGGUGAAACAACAAAUGAAAAUAAAUCCAAUGUCAAUAGAAACGAAAAAGAAGAAGAAGUAGUACCACCAAUACCAACAAGUGAACCACCAGAAUCACCAAAUGAAACAACAACAGUAACAACAACAACGACAACAUCAACAACAACAAAUCAUCAAAUAAUAAAAGCACGUCCAUUGACAUUUAAAAAAGGUAUAUUAUCUGAUCCAAGAUUAAGAUAUUCAAAAUCAAAUGUACAUGUAUCGAUAAAUCGACGUAUUGAAAUGCCACCAGCAUUUUUAUUUCCUGAGACUGAAAUACCUGCUGAUCUUAUGCAAACUGAUCAUCAAAAUCAAAAUAAUAAUUCAGAUGUCACUGAUCAUACAUCUAUGUUACAAACAACAAAAUUAAUAAACAAUAAUAAUAAUAUUAAUGAUAAAUUAGAAGAUUCUGAUAUUGUUGAAGCAUUAAAUGUUAUUAAUAUUGAGGAUAAAUUAAAAAAAGAUACUAGAAAUGAAAUUGAUUUGGAUAAUAAUAAUAAACAAAAAACAAGUGGUGAUGUUAUUAGAAGAAAAAAAGGUAAUUUAAAAUCAACAACUGGUAAAGUUAAUUUAUCAAGAAGAGUAUCAUUUGAUCCAUUGGCAUUAUUACUUGAUGCUAGUCUUGAGGGUGAACUUGAACUUGUUAAAAAAACAGCUAAAGAAGUUACAAAUCCAAGUGCAGCUAAUGAUGAAGGUAUAACAGCAUUACACAAUGCCAUUUGUGCUGGACAUCUUGAUAUUGUUAAAUUUCUUGUUGAAUUUGGAUGUGAUGUCAAUGCCCAAGACAGUGAUGGAUGGACGCCUCUUCAUUGUGCUGCAAGCUGUAAUAAUCUUCCUAUGGUAAUAUUUUUGGUUGAACAUGGAGCUUGUAUAUUUGCAACAACACUUUCUGAUCAAGAAACAGCUGCUGUUAAAUGUGAAGAAGAUGAGGAAGGUUUUGAUGGAUGUUCAGAAUAUUUAUACAGUGUACAAGAAAAACUUGGUAUUAUGUAUAGUGGAAAAGUUUAUGCAGUAUUUGAUUAUGAAGCACAACAUAAUGAUGAAUUAUCUCUUAAAAAUGGUGAUCAAUUGAUUGUAUUGAGAAAAGGAGAUGAUAAUGAGAGAGAAUGGUGGUGGAGUAAGCUUGGUAAUCGUGAAGGAUAUGUUCCAAGAAAUUUAUUAGGGAUGUUUCCAAGAGUUCGGGCAGCAAAAACAGAAUAAAAUAUGUUAAUAAAUAUUAAAUAUUUAUGUUAAUUUAAAUAUUUUAUCACCACAGUAUUCAUUGCUUUAUCAUACUGAGUAUUUGUAUUUUAAUCUUUAAAAAUGAGAGAAAAAAAAAAAGUAUAUUAUUUGAACUUGCAUGUUAUCGUUAAAGUCAAAAUCUUAUUUUAUUUUUUUUUCCUCUCCUUAAUAUGCAAUUACUUGCGGUACUUAAGCAAUUGUUCACAAAGAGAUUUUAAAUUUUAUUUUUUUUAAUUGUUUUUCUUUUUUAACUAAAAGAAAAUUUCAAUUUGUGUUUAGUUGAAUUUAAAUUGUAUGUGAAUUAUUAUUAUUUUUUUUUUUUUUUAACUUAUUAAUUUAUAAAAAAAAAAAAAUAAAUUAAUAGGAAAAAAAUAAUUCAUGAUCUAUUGAUUAUCUUGCCGAUAGAUAUUAUAAAUAUUGUAACAAUUUUUUUAAAUAAUAAUUUUAGUCACUUGAAUUGUUUAUGUAUAAAUAAAUUUAAACAAAUUUUUUUUUUUUUUAAUAAUUGCAAUUAUUGAUUAAACACAGACUGUUAAAAUGCAAAAAUAAAAUAUAUAUAUAUAUGUAAGAAUUAUAAUACAGAAAUGAAUAUAUAAGAAAUUUAAAAAAAAAAAAAAAAUCAAAUACAGAGUUUUAAAAAAAUGUGUACAAAUUGCUGGAUCGCAAAACAAUAUUAUUGUUCCAAAAUUUUUAAAAAUGUGUGCCUUUAAAAAUAAUGAUGAACAUAUAAAAAUUACAUUAUGUAAAAACACACGAUAUUAUAAAUAAUAAUAAUAAUAAAUUUGUUUUCUUUUUCCAUAAAAA
This is a messenger RNA of Aphidius gifuensis, 6090 nucleotides long. RefSeq lists its product as uncharacterized. The transcript is spliced from 9 exons. The record is from RefSeq and is a predicted model, not a curated record. Gene Ontology annotation, biological process: regulation of apoptotic process. The coding region runs from base 1333 to 5265 and encodes 1310 amino acids. NCBI's taxonomy places the organism in Eukaryota, Metazoa, Arthropoda, Insecta, Hymenoptera, Braconidae. Gene Ontology annotation, molecular function: p53 binding. Gene Ontology annotation, cellular component: nucleus.